Messenger RNA from Penicillium hordei, 1128 nucleotides. Its product is annotated as protein GET4. The record is from RefSeq and is a predicted model, not a curated record. Gene Ontology annotation, cellular component: cytosol; TRC complex. NCBI's taxonomy places the organism in Eukaryota, Fungi, Ascomycota, Eurotiomycetes, Eurotiales, Aspergillaceae. Gene Ontology annotation, molecular function: protein binding. The transcript is spliced from 4 exons. The coding region runs from base 97 to 1128 and encodes 343 amino acids. Gene Ontology annotation, biological process: protein insertion into ER membrane.
CCGCGAACAUUCUUGCACUGCGCACUCUGCUUGAUAGCGUCCUCGAUUCGACUUUUUCUUUAAUUUAUUUGAUCAGCGCUUCCAUUUAGUCUGACAAUGUCAUCCCGGAUUGAUAAGGUCAUCGCCCGCCAGCGAGAAAAGAUUGCCGAUGGCGCCUACUACGAAGCUCACCAGCAACUACGUGUUAUUGCUGUCCGGUAUAUCAAGCAGUCCAACUACGAUGCUGCGGCGGAGAUCCUAGCUGGUGGCGCGAAGGAGCUAUUGAAAGCUGGUUCUCAGCAGGGCGCAUCGGCCAGUGGUGGAGACCUGGCCAUCAUGUUGGUGCUCGAAGUAUACAACAAAGCCGAAUGGGAGAUCUCAGGCGGUAAUGAUGAUGCAGAGGGUCGGGCUCGGAAGAAGCGCCUGAUCGAGCUACUGCGCGAAUUCCCGUCAGAUGAACCUACACGAAAGAGAUUCAUCCAAGAAAUGAUUGGAUGGAGUGCAAAGUUUGGACCACUUGAACGAGGAGAUCCGGAUUUACAUCAUGCCGUUGGCUCAGUAUACGCCGAAGAUAACGAGCCAUACGAUGCCGAGAAACAUCUCACCCUAGGAACCUCCGAAUCAGCCGAGACCCUUGCAAAGCUCGAGUACGAGUGGUACACCAGCGACGAGCCGCACACCGCCGCGAUCUAUGCGUCACGCGCAGUCUUCCCAUACCUCCUCACCGGAAAUAUCCGCAGCGCGAAUAAAGCCCUACUUAUUUUCACUUCACGGCUUGCAGCAGCCAAUCCUCAGCUUGGUGUGCAAGAUGUCAGCAGUGCCAGCUCCGACGCCCGGGUGUUCCCUGCCCUUCCUUUGGUGAAUUUCAUCAGCAUGUUGCUGCUGGCCAUCCAGCGCGGAAGUGCGGAUCUCUUCCGACAGCUCACUGCACACUAUGCGACACAAAUUCGAGAAGUGGGUAUCUGGGACGAUGCUUUGGCUCAGAUUGGUGAGCAAUACUUCGCCAUCAAGAUUCCCCGGCAAGGAAACCCCUUGAUGGACAUGAUGAGUGGUAUGUUGUUUGGAGGUCAGAACAAGACAGGUGGCAGAGGAGCAUCCAGAACUGCGAAGAAGGUUGAGGCACCGCCAUCGAGCAUGGAGCUCGAUUAA